UUCCACUGGAGGUUUGACAGCAGGUCCGUUUUUACCGCUUUGCUUUCUUUAUUCCACCCUGUCGCCCUGCUUCUUUCUCUGUUAAAUACGUCUCGGCCUGCCCUCUGAGUGUAUUUAUUUAUUCAUGCAUCUAAUUUGAAAACAUUUAGCUUUUUUUUUCUUUUUUACAUUUUAGUCCUUCCUCAAAUGAGAAGACGUAAAAGAUGGAGCUUCAUAUUUUAGAGCACAGCUUGAAAGUGGCGAGUAUAGAGAAAGAGGGGAUCCAGAUUUGCACUCACGGAUUAAUAAAACUCGCCUUCCUGGCCUCCAAAACAAGAUGCAAGUUUUUCAGUUUGACAGAGACUCCAGAGGACUAUACCAUCAUCGUUGACGAGGAAGGAUUUAAAGAGCUGCCCCAGUCGGAGCACAUCAGCGUUGCCGACGCCACGUGGGUGGCCCUUAACGUGGUGUCAGGAGGUAGCAACACAUCCACUUCACAACCCAUAGGAGUCACCAAAAUCGCUAAAUCAGUCAUCGCACCACUGGCCGACCACAACAUUUCUGUUUUCAUGCUGUCGACGUAUCAGACGGACUUCAUCCUGGUGAGUGUGAAUAUUGUUCAUGUCAACGUUCUGUGUGUGAAUGGUGUGGGUCUCGACAGCCAUACUUUGUUUCGAGUGGUCAACGGGGAGACUGUUGCUGCUCACAAUCUGGGGGUGACCAAUGGCUUUGUGAAACCAAAACUAGUGCCCCGUCCUAUCAUUCACCCCUUAUCCAGUCCCAGCAACAUGUUCUGUGUGACCAGCCUGGACCCAGACACACUGCCCUCUGUGGCCACUCUGCUCAUGGACGUCAUGUUUUACUCUGGAGGGCAAAAAGAGUCUGGAGCAUCCAGUGAAGACUCGAACCACAUCCGCUUCUUCUCCUUCUCCCUGAUCGAGGGCUACAUCUCUCUGGUCAUGGAUGAACAGACAACACAAAGGUUUCCAAACAAUGUACUUUUUACCAGUGCCUCUGGUGAGCUUUGGAAAAUGGUUCGAAUUGGAGGGCAACCUUUAGGAUUUGGUGAGUUUUUUGUUGCUGUAGUAAUGGAUAGAAGCAGGCCACAUGUCUUAAAGGCUACUUUGCGUCUUCUUCAGGUUCCUGAAGAAAACAUCCAAAGUGUGAUUGGCGCACUGCGGACUGAGAGUGCUGCACAGUGAAGGAAGCUGGAGAAAGCGAUGACGACUACCAUCUCCAAAGUCAUUUUGUUUAAAAGUUUAUCAUGUCCAAAAAGUGCCAAGAGCUUGCUAGCGGACUACUGUGGGUCAACUCUGAAAGGAAGGACGGAGGGAGAGAGGAGGGUGACAGUGUGUUAGGGAAGCCUUUGUUACUCAACCAUUUUCUUUACUCCCCCAACUACUCUUUGCCUUCCUUCGUGCCCAAGUCCCCUCCACCUCCACGCUCUGGUAGUUUUUGCGUUAGUUUACCAAACUGUCUCUUUUCUUCUCUAAAGCUGCUUCUUCCCACUCCCUGACCCUCCUGAGCACCCUACUGUAUUAGUUACAUAAUUCCUCUCAUGGAAAGAUGACGAAUGUACUCUCAAAGCAAAAUAAUUAUUAUAUAUAGUUAUCAAAUUCUCCUUUUUUUGUUUGCUUUGUUUUUCCACAGGUCAUUUUUCUCAGUGCCAAGAUGUUUGAAUGCCUAAACCGAUGCCUUUGUCUAAAAUACUGCACAUGUGCAAUUGAAGGAGACAGCCAGCGUUGGCGCUUGUUUUUGCUUUUUAGUCGUCGUUGAACGUGUUUUAAUCAUCGAUCUGACUAUUGAAGUCCCCCAGACUUAUAAUCAGUCUGGCGAAACGUGAAGUGAAUCAUUUAUUUUGUGCAUUUAAUAAGUUACAUCCAUGCACACUGUGAGCAAUAUGAUCGACGGGCCAAUCAGGAUCUGUAGAUUUGAUUAUAGGUGUCAUUUUUGUGAGAGGUUGUUGAUUUCUUAUUUGAUUUUGGAUAGGAUAUAGAAAACAAAGUUCCCAGUUGACGUAUUCUUAAUAACUUCUCCCACAGCGUCACAAUCAGUUCAAAACGUCUCUUAUUUUGAGCCAUUCCCAUCAGCCUCUUCUGCACACUAUUUGUUACCUGAAAUGGUCAACGUGGUCCUCAUUAGACCUCUGAAACACUAUCAUGUGAGCAUUACAACCACUCCCACACUAACCACUAUGUGCCAAAUUUAGGUUCAGUUUGCCACAAAAUUAAAUUUAAGUCUGUACUAUCUUGUGAGGGUUUUAAAUUAGCUCUAAAUUGUUAUUUCUCUUUGUUCAUAUUGUGUCAAUUAAUCUAAUUUAAAACAUAAAAAUUGCACACUGAAAUCAAUGUGGGUUUUUCUUUUUUUAUGGAGGGUCGCAAAGUGUUGAUUAAAAACUCCAUCCAGCCAUUCUCUUCCACUUAUCUUCCUCAUCUUUCAAACUGAGUGAGUAUUAAUCAGCGGACGUGAAGAAACUGAUUUUAAUUGGUUUAGUUUGUAUUAAAAAAAAAAUAAGAACACAAAUUUAAAAAUGCAAAUAAAUAGCCAUUAAAAAGUGUGAUUUUUGGCCCAUUUUGAGGCGAUUUUUCACUCGUGCGACCGUCUUGGGGAUCGGCCUCAGUUUAGCUUUAAUCGUGUGUCGUGCAUUGUGUAGUAUACCUGAGAAGCGAUUAACACCUCACUUCAUGUUACCAAGCUAAAGGUCACAUCAGAGCAUCCUGACCUAUGAAUUUCUAACCCCUGCGAUUCAGUCGCACAGUUUGAGCGCGAGCUGAAUAACGCGACUGAAAGAAAUCGCACAGUGUAUGCCAGUUUUAGUAAAAUAAUCAGUGCAGAUCUAUACCAGGCACAUAAAAUUUCAAAUUACCUUUACAAUCUUCCUCGUACCCAGAAAUAUAUCUGAAACUCCAACUGAUAUUGAUUUGAUUGAUGGAUUUAAAACAAAAACCCCAGAAGAUAAUCUUUUGAGGUGGAUUUGUGAUCCCGCCAUGCAUUAACUUUACAAUGCAGGUCUGUGUGCAAAAGUAUGAAAGUAGAGGCUGCGGGGAAAAGGAGGGAGCGGCUACCUCCACCCUGUCAAUACUUCAAAUAAGCGCGUACCAACAACACUGAACACGGUAAAAAUAACAGAAGUUCCUCCACGAGCAUCUGUCUCAUUUAAAGAAACCGUUCACUACUAAAUAGUUGCUUUUGAUGGCAAUCGUACUAACAGCAUGACCCGUUUUCCAACUGCCAAAAACUCAUGUUUGAGAGCAAUUACGCCGACGCUUUCCAGUGACCGUGUUGCUCACAGUGUGCAUUGGAGUGAGAAACGCUGAAAAGAUUUGCAUCGACACUAGUCAUAAAUUACUGAGCCACUUCCAUGAGCUAGAAUAAUGUCAGUGCAAAUGUGCUAACAUAAGCUACGGUUCACACAGGGGAAGGAAGGUUACACUCCGAGCCCUGGUGUCCAUUUUGGUCUUGAAGCUGCCCCUCUCCUACUCCAGUCUGCACUUUAAUGCAGGUCCCACCCCCACAGACCUGCUGUACUGAUGUGAACACAGAGAGGGCUCUUUUCUUUAGCUAGAUCUUAUCCACAUGGAACGAUUUCUGUUGGUAUUAACCGUUGGUGAUGAUGUUUUUGUUUUCUUCUCUUCACACCACCUUCCACCUAUCUGCAGCCUCUCCUCUGAUCACAUUUGAUUAGUAGAUAAUCUGUAUUUAUCAGUGUUAAAACAUGAGGAAGGUGUUAUUUCUUCUGAUUGCAUUUCAAAGAGAAAGCCUUUCAUUUUGAAGCUUCUUUUGUGUGGGGGGGGGAAUAAAUGAAAAAAAAAUAAACUAGCUGUUUUUUGA
Molecule: messenger RNA, 3810 nt
Organism: Neolamprologus brichardi
Lineage: Eukaryota; Metazoa; Chordata; Actinopteri; Cichliformes; Cichlidae
Source: RefSeq, a predicted model, not a curated record